This is a messenger RNA of Papaver somniferum (opium poppy), 2383 nucleotides long. RefSeq names its product receptor-like protein 4. NCBI's taxonomy places the organism in Eukaryota, Viridiplantae, Streptophyta, Magnoliopsida, Ranunculales, Papaveraceae. The transcript is spliced from 9 exons. Gene Ontology annotation, molecular function: protein binding. The record is from RefSeq and is a predicted model, not a curated record. Bases 175 to 2064 code for a protein of 629 amino acids.
AAAAUUAGUCAAUUAACACAAAAAAAGACUAACACUCUCUCCACUUACUUCAACUUGUAUCUCAUUUUAGUCUUAAGACUGAAAUUUCCUUCCAUUUCUCUCUCCUCCCUGCACAUGUUGAAGCCAUUAAAGCAAGAGUGGGAAAGUUUUUGAGGUACAAAAUAAGCAACACAAAUGAGCAGAUUCAACUCUACCAUGGCUUACCCUCACUUCUUCUUCUUCUUCUUCCUCCUUAUCCUGCUAUCUUCUCUCUCUCUUUCUUCUUCUGAACCGUAUGCGAUACGAAUCAGCUGCGGAGCUCGAAACGAUAUUCAUACACCACCAACAUAUACAUUUUGGUAUAGAGAUUAUGCUUAUACUGGUGGUAGACCAUAUAAUGCAACACCAACAAGUUACAUUUCUCCUCCACUAAAAACCCUAAGAUUUUUUCCAUUAGCUGAUGGUCCAAAUAACUGUUACAAAAUUAAUAGAGUUCCGCUUGGUCAUUACUCUGUUAGGAUCUUUUUUGCGUUAGUUUCAGGAUUGAAUCUUGAAAGUGAACCUCUUUUUGAUGUUUCUGUACAAGGAACUCAAUUUUAUUCAUUGAAAUCUGGUUGGAGUAGUGUCGAGGAUGAAUCAUUUGCUGAAGCGUUGGUGUUUGUACCUGAUGGGUCUGUGGAAGUUUGUUUUCAUAGUACUGGUCAUGGAGAUCCAGCUAUUCUCUCUAUUGAGAUUCUUCAAAUUGAUAAUAGAGCUUAUUUUUUUGGUCCUUAUUGGGGUCAAGGUACCAUUUUGAGAACUGCUCAAAGAUUGACAUUGGGUACUGGGAAACCUGCUUUUGAUGAAGAUUACAAAGGGAAUCAUUGGGGAGGUGAUAGAUUUUGGUUUGGUGUUCAAACGUUUGGUCAGGGCGGGGAUAAACAUAUUUCCACGGAAAGGAAAAUAAGAAAGGUGUCUGGAGGACCGAAUUAUUAUCCGGAACAGCUUUAUCAGUUUGCACUUAUUAGCACUGAUAGUCAGCCAGAUUUGGCCUAUACUAUAGAGGUGGAGCCAAAUAAAAAGUUUUCGGUUUGGUUGCAUUUUGCUGAGAUUGAUCAGCAAGUUACUGGUGUAGGGCAAAGGGUGUUUGAUGUACUGAUAAAUGGUGAUGUUGCGUUUAAAGAUGUUGACAUUGCGAAAAUGAGUGGGGAUCUUUUCACUGCCCUUGUGUUGAACAAGACUGUUGUUGUGAGUGGGAGGAGUUUAACGAUUACAUUGCAUCCAACGAAAGGAAAGCAUGCCAUUAUCAAUGCUAUCGAGGUUUUUGAGGUUGUUCGUGCUGAGUCCAGAACUCUUACAGACGAAGUUAAGGCUUUGCAGUCAUUAAAGAAAGCCAUGGGCCUUCCUGUGCGUUUAGGAUGGAAUGGCGAUCCAUGUGUUCCUCAACAGCAUGCAUGGAGUGGAGUGGACUGCUUGUUUGACGCGCAUCGCUUCAAAUGGGUCAUAGAUGGACUGGAUCUCGAUAAUCAAGGACUGGGGGGUUACGUUCCAAAAGACAUAGCCAAGCUGCACCAUCUACAGAGCAUAAACUUUAGUGGGAACAGCAUUUGUGGGGGAAUUCCAUCCACACUUGGAACAGUAACAUCGCUGGAGACAUUAGAUCUCUCAUUCAACCUACUGAAUGGCUCCAUUCCGGAAAGCCUUGGACUAUUAACUUCACUGCGGAGACUAAAUCUGAAUAGCAACUUCCUAUCUGGAAAAGUCCCCACUGGACUUGGAGGACGACUUCUUCAUAGAGCUAGCUACAACUUUACUUCCAAUGCAGGUCUUUGUGGAGUACCCGGACUACGGAAAUGUGGUCCCCAUCUGACAGUCGGUGCUAAAAUUGGCGUUGCCGUAGGUGUACUUAUAUUGGUUCUACUCAUUCUUAUAUGUUCAAUUUGUUGUUGGAAACGGCGGCAAAAUAUCAUCCGGACACAGCAGAUGGCAGCGAGAGAUGCUCCAUAUGCUAAAGCAAGGACCAAUUUUAUGCGUGACGUCCAAAUGGGUAGGAAUUGGGAAAACUCUCGAGCUGGUGCCGAUAAUGGGCCUCACUUACUCUCUUGAGUGUUGGGUCUGUUGACUUCCUGCCUUCCCACAACCUUCACAGCAAAUUUUGUUCCCUGCUCCACCAAAUACGUUCAAUAUUAAAGUUGGAUCAUAAUUAUCUUUUCUUGGGCCGCGGCCAUUGUUCUGGAUGACAUAGUUUUACAGGUCUGGCAUUGUCCUGUGGAUUCUGACUUGUAGUAGUAAGUUUUUUCUUCUGCCACUUGAUGUAAAAUGUUCUUUUUUUCUCGACCAAAAAUUUGUUGCCGAGGAAAGAACUGUAUGCUGUAAAGAAUUUAGAUAUCAUGUAUUAUAUUCUUGUUUCCUUCUCCGAGUUCAA